This is a messenger RNA of Talaromyces rugulosus, 5142 nucleotides long. RefSeq lists its product as uncharacterized. The transcript has 5 exons. Gene Ontology annotation, biological process: chromatin remodeling. The record is from RefSeq and is a predicted model, not a curated record. Bases 1 to 5142 code for a protein of 1713 amino acids. Gene Ontology annotation, cellular component: nucleus. Gene Ontology annotation, molecular function: DNA binding; histone demethylase activity. NCBI's taxonomy places the organism in Eukaryota, Fungi, Ascomycota, Eurotiomycetes, Eurotiales, Trichocomaceae.
AUGGUGGCUCCUGCAUCGACCGGAGCGAAUGCGCAGUCGGCAACAUCGCGCCAACGGCCCAACUCGUCAUACCCUUCGUACGGCCAUAACGUGCCAUUGAGCGCUCGUCGAUCCGCACCCCUCGACCUAUCGACCGUUGAGCGACGAGGCCAGCCCAGUGCCGCUCGAGAACCAACAAGUCGAACGCGACCCCAUGGCCUGCAAGAGGCGCCCACCUAUCGUCCGACCGAAGAGGAAUUCAAAGACCCAGAUGAAUACAUCCGCAAGAUCGCGCCUGAGGCUGCCAGGUAUGGAAUAUGCAGGGUUGUCCCUCCGGAGAGCUGGAACCCCCCGUUUGCCGUAGAUACAGAACGUUUUCAUUUCAAGACCCGUCGCCAGGAGCUUAAUUCGGUCGAAGGAGGUAUGCCCCAGCGUCCAACAGACCUUGUUGCCGGUGGAGCUUCCCAGGACCAGCGUUCUGACCCAGAAUCAGGCACCCGUGCGAACUUGAACUAUCUCGACCAGCUGUCCAAGUUUCACAAACAACAUGGAACCAACCUGAAUCGCUUCCCUAGCGUCGACAAAAGACCCCUGGACCUAUACAAGCUGAAAAAGGCCGUUGAAAUCCGUGGAGGCUUCGAGCAGGUUUGCAAACUCAAAAAAUGGGCCGAAAUUGGCCGCGAUCUUGGCUACAGCGGCAAAAUCAUGUCCUCGCUUUCCACCUCGCUGAAAAACUCAUACCAAAGAUGGCUACAACCCUACGAAGAGUAUCUUCGCGUCGCAAAACCCGGUGUGCAACAGCAAUUAGAAGCCGAACAAGGGGGGCCGUAUACACCAUCGCCGAAUCGCUCUCCUGCAGCCAAGCGACCCAUGUCAGCUACCCCGUCCAAUACGCGCCCGGAAUCCCCCGCAAUUCGAGCCUCCAAUAUGCUCAAUGCCUCCAUUGAGUCGGAUGGAACCCCGGACCGCCCAACACCACCUUCCGAAGCACCUCUGCGGCCCGCCUCUGGAUUUACUGCGGUCAACAAGCCCGGCGGCUUCACACCGGUCAACCGUUCGCCGUCUGUCAUGACCCCGAAUACUGCACCUCAAGUGAAGAAAGAAACCGAGAACGGCUCAUCAACCCCGAAAACCAUCGCCCUGCAUCCCGCUAAGGAGGCUGACAAGCCGACUCCAGUUACCAAUGGAAAUGGCCCUCAACUACUCAAACGUGCAAUCAGCCAUGAUAGCCUGGCUACAGAAUCGCAGGCCGAUUCCCCAGAUCCCGAUGGUUCUGGACGAAGAAGUAAAAGGCUCCGGAAAGAUGGUGUUCCCACGGUUGCCGGUUCUCACAUGAGCCUUCUACGCCCGACGCCGUCCAAAGGCAAAUCUAAGAGCGGGACUCGCAGAAUUGGCGAUAAAUGUGACACAUGCGGGAAAAGCGAUAAUCCAGAGACCAUACUUGUGUGCGAUAGUUGUGAUAAUGGGUAUCACAAGUCCUGUCUCGAGAACCCGCUCAAUGCAGACCCCGAUUAUGACUGGCACUGUCCCAAAUGUCUCGUGGGAACUGGCGAGUUUGGCUUCGAAGAAGGUGGUGUUUACUCCUUGAAGCAAUUCCAAGAGAAAGCAAACAAUUUCAAGAAGAGCUAUUUCGCCCCCCGCAUGCCAUUCGACCCAGUCUUGAACACCCAGCGUCGCGAAACAGAAGAUGAUGUCGAACGUGAGUUUUGGAGAUUGGUCGAAAGCUUAACGGAAACAGUCGAGGUGGAAUAUGGAGCCGAUAUACAUUCUACUACUCAUGGCAGUGGCUUCCCAACUAUCGAGCGGAACCCCCUUGACCCAUAUUCCCGCGAUCCCUGGAACUUGAACGUACUGCCUUUCCACGGGGAGUCGUUGUUUAGGCACAUCAAGUCGGACAUAUCUGGUAUGACUGUGCCUUGGGUCUAUGUUGGCAUGUGCUUCUCUACCUUUUGCUGGCAUAAUGAGGACCACUACGCUUACUCUGCCAACUACCAACAUUUUGGUGCCACCAAGACGUGGUAUGGAAUCCCAGGACAAGACACCGAAGCCUUCGAAGAAGCAAUGCGUCAAGCUGUCCCAGAGCUUUUUGAAACACAACCCGACCUUCUUUUCCAACUGGUCACCCUCCUUCCACCAGAUCAAUUGAAGAAAGCAGGCGUCAAUGUAUUUGCAGUCGACCAGAGAGCCGGGCAGUUCGUUGUUACAUUUCCUCAAGCGUACCAUGCGGGUUUUAACCAUGGCUUCAACUUUAAUGAGGCUGUCAAUUUUGCCCCAACUGCCUGGGAACCGUUUGGUGCUCUUGGUGUCGAACGGCUACAAGCUUUCAGGAGACAGCCGUGCUUUUCGCACGAUGAGUUGUUACUGACAGCUGCUGCUAGAGAUACUUCCAUCAAGACUGCAAAAUGGCUUGCUCCGGCAUUAGCCCGCACUGCUGAUAGAGAAACAGCUGAGCGUGCAUCUUUCGUUGCUCGCCACCAGGAGAUCUUUCCACACCAAUGUAAGUUUAGUGGGGAGGACUGGUCUGCAGAUGCAGAGUGCAAAAUGCAGUUUGUGGUGAAGGAAGAAGAUCUUCCGGAAGAGGACUAUCAAUGCUACUACUGCAAGGCCUAUGCAUACUUGACCCAAUUCCGAUGUCGCAAGACAGGACGAACUAUUUGCCUCACUCAUGCGGAUACCUUCGACUGCUGUGGUGUACCCCUGGCCCAAAAAAUGAUGGGUGAAGAACAUACACUGCAAUAUCGGAUGACCGAUGGAUCCCUAAAGGACUUGGCACAAAAGGCGCAGGAACGUUCCAGGAUCCCAGAAGCGUGGAGCGAAAAGUUGGAUAAGGCAUUGGAGGAUGAAGCCAAACCGCAGCUGAAGGCUCUCCAUAGCCUCCUAAGCGAAGGUGAGAAAAUCCCUUACCACUUGCCCGGCCUUCAAGACCUGGCGGCUUUUGUUCAGCGGUGCGACAAGUGGGUGGAAGAAGCCAACAAUUACAUCACUCGGAAACAGCAAAACCGCAGGAAGAACGAGAAAGCCUGGCGGAAAGGCACUUCCAAAGCCGCCCAGCUUGAAGAACGCGACCGUGAGCUUCGCAAAGUGGAAAAUAUCCACACUCUACUUGCAGAGGCUGAUAAACUGUCGUUCGACUGUCCACAGAUGGCGGCCCUGGAAGAGAAGACGCGCGAAAUCGACAAGUAUCGCCAGGAGGUCCACAUUGCCCUUAGCUCUAAUACGCGAUCGACUUCCGAAAUAGAGGAACUGGUUGAAUCUAGCCGGAAUUUUAACGUGGAUCUGCCCGAGGUUGAAAAGCUUGAGAAUCUCCUCCAGCAAAUGAAAUGGAGGGAGCAGGCUCGGUUACGCCGUGAACAGAAACUUACGCUCGUUGACGUUCAGCAGCUGAUUCAACAAGGGGAGGAGCUCAAUUUGAACGAAACUGAUCCGGACAUGCAACAUUUCAAAGAUCUCGGCCGAUCCGGCGAAGCAUGGGAAGCCAAAGCCAAAGAGCUGAUGGCUGUCGAAGCAGUUCACUACGUCCAAUUGGAAGCCUUGUCGGCCCAAGCUUCAAGGUUCCCAGUAUCCGCCGAGAUCCUGGGUCAAGUUGACGCAAUCCUGAAUAAACAGCGCGAGGCUCAAAAGCAUAUCCAAAGCCUUUGUGACCGUAGUCGUGAUGUGGAGCUCCACAACCGACCCUUGUACAAAGAGGUGCGAGAUCUCAUGGAGUCUCUUGAACAACUCAGUAGCCGGCCUCUGGGGGCUAUCGACUUGGAGCGCGAACAAAAGCGCCAUGAGGACUGGAUGCGAAAAGGAAAGAAGCUUUUUGGCAAAGCAAAUGCGCCGUUGCAUAUCUUGAAGUCCCACAUGGAGUAUGUGGACAAGAAAAACUCGGCAUGCUUCGAUUUGGAAGACCGCUGCCGACCGCCUGUUGAGCCUGCUUCUCGCGAUAAUACGCCGGAGGGUCUUUUAGAGAACCACACUGCGAACUGGUGGGAGGCAAAAUCACGUAAACGAGACGUAUUCUGUAUAUGCAGACAACCGGAGGCUGGAAUGAUGAUCGAGUGCGAAAUUUGUCAUGAAUGGUAUCACGGGAAAUGUCUAAAGAUUGCGCGUGGCAAGGUUAAGGAAUUCGACAAGUACACUUGUCCAAUAUGCGACUGGCGGAGGAAGAUACCUCGUGACGCAGCACGUCCAAAGUUGGAGGAUCUACAAGACUGGCAAGCAGAAAUGGCAACUCUUCCUUUUCAGCCAGAGGAAGAAGAAGUCCUGGAAAGCAUUGUCAGACAAGCCACGCAAUUCCGAGAGUUCCUCCAAAAAUAUACAAAUCCGGCCUGCACAACAAGUGAAGAGGUUCCUACACUGAUCUUUUAUCUUCGCAAGAUUGAGGGUGCCGAAGUGCUUCUUGCUUAUGAAACGAACUUCUUCCGCCAAGAAAUCCAUAAAUGGGCACCAGUGGCUCCAGAACCUCCUCCAAUCCUGGAACAGUCGUUGUCGACGCGCAAGCCUCGCCCUACCAAGAGCCAGAAGAUUAUGGCUCAACUCGGCGUUGAACGUGUUGAAGAUCUCCCGCCUCACCUUCGUCCUAAAGCGAGCCAUGCAAAUAAGCGCAAGUCUAUGGAUGCAUCGCAGUCGGGCCAACCUCAACAGACCAGUGGAGGGAGUGAUGAUGCGGCAGGCGAGAAUCAACAGGCAGUUCCCGGUGGGAGCGAAGCUGGCUUGCCGGGGGGCCCCAGUCCCUUCUUCUCGGGAGGCUACAAUAACCAAGCACGCGAUUCUAGCCCUUCGCUGCUGCUAUCUUCGACACCAGAGCCCGGUCCGCUGCUUGCGCAGGCAGCUGCUCAAUCACCACCUUUCCCACCGCGUUCGCCUCGUGGCUUGGACCAACCACUAUUCAGUGCUCCAUCCGCAUUCCGCAACCCGCAAGAAGGCGUUACGGGGGUGGAUAUGGAGACUAGCAACCCUUUCGGCAGCAGUCCACCUCGUCAGGAGAUGAAUGAUGUCUUUGCCGCCCUGACCAACGAAGACGCGGAAAAUGUCGAGCCGAUGGAGAACACACACGCAAACGAGGCCUUGGAAGCCCUGGACGUUAGCAAUGGUAGCGAAAGACACGAUACUGGGAAUGAGGAUGAGCCGUCCGACUCGGUAGAUGACGGCAACCGUGGCGACGAUACAGACGAGUUUUGA